AUGGUUUCUGAGUAUACAGCUUUAGUAAUUACCAGGGAAGAAUGUUUUGGAGUCAUUACUUUUACGUUCAGUCAUUGAUUAACACAGGCCUCUCCAACUUAGGUGCUACCAGUGCAGCGCCAAGCACCGCUCGCAGCACAGUGCUGCGGGGUGACUCCGUGAAGGUGGGGGAGGGAUUAGGCAGCAGCAUACGCAUCGCGAGGAAGGUGUUGUGCUAACCGUAGCAAACUGCGAAUAGAAAUGACCCGGAAGCUGUGGGCAUUGAGUAUACCUUCAUCGCGGAUUCGACUAAAUUUAGUAAUAAUAUGUAGUUUUUAAGUGAAUGAACAAGAAGAGCUCAGUAAGGCGCAUCCUGCCAGAAGUACCUGUCAUACCGACUUAAAGAUACAGCGUGACAAGAGAAUUUCAGCGUCAUCACCGAAUCCAAUGAAGCCUACAAGGUUUGAUGGAAAUUUUAGGCUCAUUUGGAAAAACAUGGUAUGACAAACUGAUUUCCGCCAGAAGUUUCUGUCGUACCGACUGAAAGCUAUAGCAGGCAAUGCAAAUAGAUAAAAAUAAUACAUCCUGUUUGUAUGCUUCAUGUUUGCAUUUAAAUGAUCAUUUGAGUCUGUCAGUUUGACACUAGGCUACUAGAUGUUUGAAAGUAUAUGUAAAAUGAAUAUGAAACGUCAUGACCGUUGAUAUACGUAAAGGUUAUGGUAAAAUCCUACCGUCACGUAUCUUCAAGUCAAUAUGACAGGUACUUUCAUCGGAAUACCAAGCCCUUUUUGUUCAUUUACUUUGAAACUACAUAUUAUUACUAAGUUUAGUCGAAUCCGCGAUAAAGUUUGUGGAGUGACAUUCGUAUUGACAUUUGAAUUGGUCUGAUCGAGUCAACGCGCGGGUGAUAAAAUAAUGUGCAUAAUUUCGACGUAAACACAUUUAUUCUUAAGAUGAUCUUUGACAGCGUUUCGAUUCAACAAGUUUUCUAAUAUUUGGUACAGUGGCUUGAGCAGUGGAAAUUCUGAGUUCUACCGAACAUAGAGCAAGUUUCCAAGGCCAGUGCAAGAAUUUUGGGAAAAUCUUCCGACUUAACACCUUGAUAAAACGAAAUUAAAUUACUAUUGUAGUGGUAGUAUCUAUCCUUACGGAUCGUAUCGCAUUGAAGCUUAAUCAGCUCCAUUUGGAACUGCGGCGGUUCUGUUUCGAAAAGCACUGAAGAUGGCGUCGUAAAAAUCUCAUUUGCAUAAACAUCUCAACGUCGUCAAUGAUUUUAAAAAAAUCUUUAGCACUUUUGUGCAGCUUAACCAGCGCGUAACAC
Messenger RNA from Acanthoscelides obtectus, 1300 nucleotides. The record is from the annotation of a GenBank genome assembly. NCBI's taxonomy places the organism in Eukaryota, Metazoa, Arthropoda, Insecta, Coleoptera, Chrysomelidae.